Molecule: messenger RNA, 6932 nt
Organism: Podarcis lilfordi (Lilford's wall lizard)
Lineage: Eukaryota; Metazoa; Chordata; Lepidosauria; Squamata; Lacertidae
Source: the annotation of a GenBank genome assembly
GAUGAGGGUGCGGAGGGUGCUGAAGGCUGUGUUCACACUGUGGGUUCGGUCCCUCUCCCGGGCAUUGGCAGCUUGCCUCUGCUUGCUCAGCCCGCUCAGCCGAGGGCUCUUCCGCUUGCGUUUCCCUUGGGCUCCGGUGGAAGUCAAGGAUUUUCCGGAGCUGCUCUCGCUGCUGCCGCUCUCCAGUUCCUCCAGGUCGGAUGCAGCACCCCCGCUCGACUUCAUGGUGAGCCCAGCAGCCCCUCGGCCCCAUCACUUUUAUGCACAGCAGCUGCCACAUUGCUCCUGUUAGCAUCAGCCGCUGCUCUCCCAACUCCCCUCCAGCAGCAGGGUCAUUUUUUGAAUGGUUGCUCCUUUUAGAUCUAGCAUAUGGUUGCUCUGUAAAUAAGGCGAAGGAGGUGGAGCUGCCACCUCAAAGUAGCUGCACAGCUACGCCGGAGCUGUGCACCUGUUUCCCCCUUGUCAUGUAAAAAUGUGCAAGCUCUCCGGGAAGCUGCAGUGAGCAUGUGCAGUGGGGAAAUGGAAGCCCUUUCCCCAACCUUUGCCCUCAAUUUCAGUAAGUGCUUUAUCCUCCCUUCAGGUGCUUGAGCAGGAUAGAAAGAGCCCCCCUUGCCUCCCAGAAGCUGCUCCAGUAUCUUGCUUCCCAAUAUUAAGAGAACAGCCACUUGCUAGACAUGGAGAAUCAAGGUUUUCCUUUCAGACACCAUUUUUACAAUUCACAGGGACUACAUAUUUAAAAUGUUGAAAUACUGUACAUAGGAAGCUGCAUUAUACUGAAUCAGACUAUACUGAGUCCAUAUAGCUUGGUACAGUGGUACUUCGGGUUACAAACACUUCGGGUUACAGACUCCGCUAACCCGGAAGCAGUACCUCAGGUUAAGAACUUUACCUCAGGAUGAGAACAGAAAUCGCGCAGCGGCAGGUGGAGGCCCCAUUAGCUAAAGCCUAUAGUGGCUGACAGGGCCUUUCUCCAGGGUUUCAAGAAGGAAUUAUUCCCAGCUGUACUCUGAGGACACCAGGAAUUGAACCUGGGACUUUUUGCAUGGGAAGCAGAUGCUCUACCACUAAGCUACAGUUCUUCCCUGGUUUCUACUGUUAAGAAAGACAUGCAUUUCUGGGACACAUUUUUAAAAGUGUAGGUGUUACUCUCACAUGCAGGUACAUUCAUGCCUCCCCAAAAUUCAUAUACCUGCUUCCAUCCAUUUCCACACACAAAUACUCUGUGUAUCUACCUUCUUUUCAACAGGCUUUUGAAGGAAUAGCUUUAAUAUAAUAAUUCACAGAUUAGCCUUUUUGUAAUACUUUGCAAAGCACUCAUAGUACUACUAUUAUGUUGACUUAAACUGAUGGGCAUCUUACCUCAGUCAUACAGUUUGCAUGACUGAGGUUUUAACAUAUCAUUGCUAUCUAUCUAUCUAUCAUCUAUCUAUCUAUCUAUCUAUCUAUCUAUCAUCUAUCAUCUAUCAUCUCACAAGAAAAAUAUAUAAAAGUUAAAUGGAACGGAGAGAAUUUUUGAUGAAUAGUUUUAAUGUAAUUAACUGGUGCAUUUGGAAUUAACUUAGCACUGUCUAUUGAUUUUUCCAUACCUAAAAUAGGGCUGCCAUAUGUCCAGAAUUUCCCGGACAUUCAAAGGCAGAAUUGACAUCUGGAGAGAAUUUCCGAAAGGUGGUGCUUUGUUCCAGAUCUUAUACAAGUCAGUCAACAGAGCAUUAAGCAUAUGCCUUAAUUAUUUGGGGUAAUAAGUUUACCACCAAGGUCCUUGAAUUACAGCCCUUCACCGCUUCUUGAUUUGGACUGUGUUUUCAUUCUUUCCAAACUUCAUCAAGCAAUUUUAGGCCCUGUCAGCCCCUACUGCCCCCAACUUUCCCUAUAGCCAGUCCCCCUGUCACAGUCAUUCUGUCACCUUCCUGUUUACCAAAGGUACCUUUCUGGUAGAUGUGCUAAGGGUGUGAAAGCAGGGUUGGCCAAUCCCAUUUCACCACCUGAGGUGAAAUGGGAAAGUUCUGCUUUCCCACCACUGCUGCCGAAACCUUGCUUACUGGGGUCUCACAUCAUUAUCGUCUUCUGGCGAGGUCUCAAGUGGUCACAUGACACUCUUUAGAGCUUUGCAAGAUCUUUCUCGAAGCUGCUGCUGCUGCAUAACCUUGGUGAUGCCCCAUGGGAUUCCUCUGCCUGAGGUGACUGCUUCAGUCUACCUCAUAGACAGGCGAGACCUGUGUGAAAGAGAUGACUACUCCUUGGGCCUCAAACAAGAGAUGUUCAACUUGAAGACUCCUGGGAAUGGUAGUUUAUCGAGGUCUCCAUGUUCAAGGUCCCAGUAGUCCUGGCAUCUUACAUUUCCUAUUAUGUUUGAGCCACUAACUGAACUACAGUGGUACCUCUGGUUAAGAACUUAAUUCGUUCCAGAGGUCCGUUCUUAACCUGAAACUUUUCUUAACCUGAAGCACCACUUUAGCUAAUGGGGCCUCCUGCUGCUGCCGCACCGCUGCCGCACGAUUUCUGUUCUCAUCCUGAAGCAAAGUUCUUAACCCGAGGUACUAUUUCUGGGUUAGCAGAGUCUGUAACCUGAAGCAUAUGUAACCCAAGGUACCACUGUAUAAGGCUUUCAGAUUUAAGCAACCUUCUCCUAUGCAGCCCUUUGUUGCUGCUGCUUUGAUCGCAAAAAGCUCAAUCCAUGAGAGGGGGAAAGGGCCUUGGUGAGGACAGCUCAGAACAAGCCAAAAUUAUUCAUGAGCUGAACUGCAAUUCAGAAUGAUUUGGGUUCAUGCCCUUAAUUUCCAAGCUGUGGGGGGUCAUUUCUGAAUCACCCUCCUUCCGAAAAUCUGCAAUGUCAUACCAUGAACUGUUUGCCUCCAGUCUCAAACAACUGGUCCCCAAGAUGGGAAGGUGUGUCUUCAUGUGCAUCAUAUAGUGCAUGCAGCCAGGUCAAGGGUGUCUGGAUAAGCACUGGAAUGAACUUUUAUAUAAACACUGACCAACAUGCCAAUAUAAAUGCCUUUCCUGCAUGUACAUAGACCUCUUAUCAUUUUGAACUGGACAGAUGAUGGCUGGAGGAACUUCUAUCACUUUUUCUUCCAAGCACCAGUCAUGCAUACUUAAUAUGGACCAUUUUUGGCCGUUUUCAAAACAUGCCUUCCUCAACCAUUUACUUAUUAAAAGGUUAGCAUUUGCACUCAUUCAUUAUGCAUGGCUUUUCCAUAAAAAAUGACAGCGCCAUCACACUUUAAAGCCCCAGAAAGGUCACAGUCCAGGUUUUCCCAGCUGAAUCAUCUGACUGGCACUCAAACUAAUUGCCAGAACUAAAUAACCAUUUUUACGUGACCCCCCUUCAGAAGAUUAUUGUCAUUGUUUGUCUAAAUAUUGAUCAGCUUUUCCACUCUAGUGUUGAGUUACCAGAGAUGCCUCCCUCUUAUCACAAAUGCAAAUGCUCCAAAACGACCAGCUGCUUUGACAUUCUUGGCCUAGAGUGUCAUCAUGCCAUCUUGCAAACAUUGCUAAUGCCUAUUUGUGGUUUCGUGACUGCCACACAAUAGUCUCACUAUUGCUGUGUGAUGCAGUCCUUCAGGCUCAGCAUUGAUGUUUCAUGGUUUAAGCAGAGAAAUCCACAGAAUUGAACAUAGCCAGAAAAACACACUCCACAAAUUGUGCUUCUUGUGCAAUGCAUUCAUUAUUCACUAAUAUAAUCACUGAAAUGACAUAUUGAUAAUUGAUUUUAGCUAGGCUUCAUGUGGCUAAUUCCAGGAGAGCAAGGAGGGUUUUAGUUUGUGUUUCUUGAACAGUACUACCCAAUGCAACAUUGGCCACCUUGUACUUUUUGCCUAUUGAUGGGCAAAAUCUCCUUUGCUUAAUUUGGAACCAACUGGUACUGAGAAGCUUUUAAUGAGGCUUUCAUUCUUUUCCAACAGUGUGGAGCACAGCUGUAUAGCUACUAGCCAGAGGAAAGACCCCAAGAGGGAAUAUAGAAGAAAUAUACUAGAAGAUUAUAAGCCAGUAUAUUUUCUCCAGGUUUGGAAUGUUGUUGCAUGCACUCUUAAAGUACCAUGUACAUGACCAUAUUGCUCCCUGGGAGUCACUUUUUAGUUUAAACUGCCCCGUGCCAGCCAUAGCUGAGAGUCUCCUGGAAAUCCAUCCAGCAAUAUUCAGACACAUACAGAAAAAUAAAUCGAAGAACAGUCGACAUUUCUUGCCAGAUUCCAAGCAAUUUCUGUAGUUCUUUAUGUAUACUUGCAGCAUCAUGGUCAUAUCAUACCAGUCCUUGUAUUUUUGUAGGAUUGCCCUUUGCUGUUUGACAUCUGAAUCCAGGAAAAUGGGUAUCACUGAAUAUUUCCCUCUCUCAUAACAAAAUGAGCCCAACAUCAACACAUAUAGGUUUCAGGGGUUGGUUUUGUGAUAGGGAAAUUUAAUAAACACAAUCCAAAAUGGCAAGGUGCCAAAUUUUAUUCUAGCAUUUCAUACCCUCCAACAUUCCUCAGAUGAAAGUAGGGACAUUUCUCACUCCCCUCCCCACACAACUGACCCCACCAGUUUUUGUCACCCCCCCAGCAUUUCCUAUCAGAAGGCUGAGUGCCACCACCACUACAGCAAUGGGACACAGCAUACACACCCUCCACCGUCCCUUAAUCCCAAUUUUAUUUUUUAUUCUUUUCUGACAAAAAGAAAAACACAACAAAUCGGCAUGGGUAGACAUGGAUGCACAAAGCAUUUUAAAACAAGCAAGCAAGCAAGUAAACAAACAAACAAACAACCAACUCCAAGACUCCUUGCACUCUGCUCUGCUCCAUCUUGCUUCUCAUCCAGGGCGGCCCUGCCAUCUACCUGGCCCUCAGAAUCAGUGUAUCCACAGGGCCUCGGCAGCUGGGCCUUGGCAGCUGCAGCCUUCCUUACUCCUUGCCCACUCUCCAGCAGCCACUACAAGCUGCCCAAGGGAGGAGGCCCACAUCACCGGCCAUGGAGAGGCUCCCUCACAGCCACAGCUGCCGCCGCCACCAGCUCUCAGGACAAGCACUGGCUCACACUCCUCUCUGAGCUUAGCAGCGGUGGCUCUGGAAGAGGAAAUAGGUACACUGUGAGAUCAAAUUAGAAGCUGGGAUGGCUUUCAUAGUACCAGGACUGUCCCUGGGAAAUUGGGACACUUGGAGAGUAUGGCAUUUUAGGACCUAUUUAUCAUAGAAAGCUUGGAGACCACACCAGCCAGGAAGUUGGACAGAAAUUUCAUUGUCUCUUUUAAACAGGAACAGCUACAGGAAACCCCUGAUUCCACCAAGAUACAGCAAAUUCCAGCGCCAUCUAAGCCCUCUGCAGGACAUUACAAUGCAGCGUUCAGGAGGGGAAUGGGAAACCAGGUGGAGGCAAUGUGCUAUCUCUGCUCCUCUCCCCCCAUAAUUCCUAUUAUCCUCAACUUGUGGAGGGUGACUUUGGAAGGUCCCUGCACAUUUUAGAACUCUGAUUUUCCAUUGUUCUCAAAAGCAUAGGGAGCCUCCACAGAUACUGGAGGCUGCCCCCUGCAGUCAGCUCCCCACUUCCAAGUUAAAGGUAAUGGGUACAAUGACAGAGAGGUGUCAGAGCUUGCAUGCUCAUCCCCACUGCACUCCUCAUGUGUUUUCUGACCAACCGGCAUAAUGGCACUUUCCACACACCCUUCCUGAACCUCUUUACUUCUUUUUUUCUGAAUUAAGGAAGGGAAACUUGCGGAAGGACUUGAAAGGAGUGAAGCUUUGCAGCUGAUACAACAAAGAGCUGAUCCAGUGAUUAAGGACAAGAAAAGAGACUUAAUGAUCCUUGUUUUUAACCCCAAGACUGCUUGAAAGUUCACCAGGAAAUGGCUAGAGAACUCAGAGAGGCUUGUAAAACAUCCAAAACAUUGGUGGCUUUAAUUGCUUCGUUAUUGAUUGAGAUAACAUUUAGGAAAGCGCUGUGGGGAAUGAAUCGCCUUAAGGAAGGUGUAAUAGCUCAGAGCUGGCAUUGUUGCUUGCAACUAAUAAUAUAGGCAAGACUAAGUCUGUGCAAAUCUCUCAUCAUUUUACAGGCAACAUUUUAAUACCCAACUGACAAAGUACAGUCAUGGAAUUAAUAGAAAGAGCCCAAAAUUUAAUCCGACUCCAUGUCGUAAGGGCUCUUCCAUAAUAAAACUUGUUUAUUCAGUUUUCAUUCUGAUUCACUUGCACAAAGCUUGCACCACUCUGUGAGGUCUUUAUUGAGCAUUGCUUCUCAUUGGUUUAUGGGCCGGUUGUACAACAACAAGCAUUUACCCUGCACUCAUUCUGAUUUGCUUGUUGGGUGUUUACCUGUCAUUUCGGUGUAUUUCACCAUCACUUUCCUAACCACAAAAGUCUGGGUCUUUUAGACUGGAUUUGUCGUGCUAUGAUGACAAAGCACAUUACUCUACUUGAAUUUCAUAAACCUAAAGUCUGAAUCCCUCCUGCAAAAUAACGACAGUCUGGAGGUCAAUAAUAAUAAUAAUAAAUUUAAUUUAUACCCUGCCCUCCUCAGCCAAGACCGGGCUCAGGGCGGCUAACAACCAAUAAUAAAACAAGUUGAUUGAAAUACAACUUAAAAAACAAGAUUAAAAUACAACAUUAAAACAUUAAAAUGCAGCCUCAUCAUAGGAGGAAAAAGGAAAAAAGAAAGAGAGGGGGGAAUCAAAUUGAUUCCAAGCCAAAGGCCAGGCAGAACAACUCUGUCUUACAGGCCGUGCGGAAAGAAAUCAGAUCCUACAGGGCUCUGGUCUCAUGAAACAGAGCGUUUCACCAGGCCAGAGCCAGUGUUGAAAGGCAAGAACAUCAAUUCACUAAUCAACACAAAAUGGCCCCUGCAGAUCACUGUGCUCCUUAAGCAGAUAGAAGGGGUUUGAAGAGCUGUGUUAAAAGGGGGAAAUGGCUUGGGAUUCCUUAUACCAAGGAUGAUAAUCCUGUGGCCCUUGUGAUGUUGUGAGG